Messenger RNA from Microbotryum saponariae, 1739 nucleotides. Lineage: Eukaryota; Fungi; Basidiomycota; Microbotryomycetes; Microbotryales; Microbotryaceae. The record is from the annotation of a GenBank genome assembly.
AUGGUGGCUCCACCAAACGACGUAGGGCACUCCAAACCGCUCCCGGAGUACCUAGAGGACUUAUCAGUAGCAGAUCGACCGUCACCGGUCGGCAAGAGGCGCGGUCUCGGGGGUGAAAGUGGCAGUGGGCGCCUGCACGAGAUCCCAAUUCGCUCGAGGUCGAACCCUCCACUCUGGAAGCGGUUGCACGCCCUCGCCUUCACCCUCGUCUUUGGCCUCCAACUUGUAUCGAUCCAUACCCUCCAACUCCUCCUCUCCCCUCUCCACCUCUUGCGCCUCGACAAGAAAACUCGAUUAUGGCAUUACCGAGCGGCGCAGUUUUGUAAACGCUUGUUCUCGAGCGCGUUGCUCGUCAUCACGUCCCUUUUCGCACCGACGACGUUCGUCAUCACCGCGGACGAGACGGUCGAUUUGGAUCAGGUGGUCGUGUUGGAUAAGAAGGGGAGGUUCAAAAAGCUCGAGCUUGAUCAGCAGAGUUGUGAGUUGGAUUGGCUGACGUCGACGGUGGCUUGACGUCAUUGCGCCGGCGUGGAAAAUCCAUCAGCGCGGCCUCGGCGACGACCUGAGAUACUCCGGGCUCCUAUGUGCAGACUCGAUGCGUCACCUUUACGGCGGAUAAGAGAGAUCUAAACAGUUGUGUUCCUUCUUGCAGUAUGGGUUGCGAACCAUCAACAAUACUGCGACUGGAUUUUCUCUUGGUUCGUGAACUGUCGGCCACGCGACUCCAGCAGAACGACACCCACUCAAGUCACAUCAACUUUCUUUUUGUAUCUCUAGGAUCCUAUUCGCACUCGCACACCUCGACGGUGGUAUCAUCAUCAUUCUCAAGGCUUCACUUCGAUGGGCGCCUAUCGUUGGCCCGGUGAGUAUCCUCAAGCGGUUGGGUGUCGAGCCAUCGACUCGCAUAUACACGGCCGUUCCUGAGAUGUCUCGUUCCCUUUCCCCAGGCGAUGCAACUCUUCGAAUUCGUAUUCAUAGAUAAGAAGCAUCGACUUCAAGAUUCCGAUGAGAUCUAUCACCAUGCGCAGCGAAGCACUGCGCUCGGUCUGCCGUUCCAGUUGCUUCUCUACCCUGAAGGAACUCUGGUCAGCGCUUUGACUCGUCCCAAGAGUGAAGCGUAUGCUCGAACGCUGGGAGUAGUGAGUUCACGAAAGCAGAGUCGAACAAACCACAGAUUGCGGCGCCUCGAAUUUAUACGUAGCUGUCCCCCAUUCCUCCAGCCCGACCUCGAAAACCUGGUCCUUCCUCGCUCGGCAGGAUUACUCUACUGCAUGCGCACCGCCUUGUCCGUCCUCCCAAAUUUGACCCUUUACGACCUCACAAUAGGCUACGAAGGCAUCCCCCCAAAAGGUUACGCUCAAUCGUACUAUACCAUCUUCUCCUGGUUCGGGUUCCGCACACCUUCUCCUCGCGUUCAUCUCCAUCUUCAUCAGCUCGCAGCAGCCGAAUGUCCCGUCGGUCCGAGGAUCGAGAAAGGCAAAUCACCGCGGACGAUCGAACGAGAGUUGACGCAGGAGGAUAGGGAUACGUUCGAUAAGUGGAUUAGACGACGUUGGGAAAUCAAGGAUGGGUUGAUGGCGCAGUUCUAUAGAGAGGGGGAAUUCCCAAAAGGACGACAGGGGUCGAGGGAGAUUGAGGUUCGUGCGAGGCAGAGGGAUUGGAUUGGGAUCGCGUUGGUGUUUGUGCUCUUCUUUACGGUCUCGAGCACGGUUGGAGGCGCAGUGCUGCGUCUUUUGUAG